Durusdinium trenchii is the source of this 909-nucleotide messenger RNA. The record is from the annotation of a GenBank genome assembly. Lineage: Eukaryota; Dinophyceae; Suessiales; Symbiodiniaceae.
CUCCAAACCAGUCCAGACGCUUUGACUACACCGCGACCGCGGACCUCGCCAUGUCGGCCGCCGUCUACGCCGUCCACGCGGCGCAAUGGGCCCAGCGCGGCGCGCUGAGCGCCCCAGGGCCGCGCAGGGAGUUCUUCAGCCAACUCAGGCUGAGGCUCCUGCGACAGGUGCCGGACGCACCACUGCGUUGCGCCGGGUGGAAGGAAGUGGCCUAUGGCACGAUGCUCCGACAGUGGGAGGAAGAGCAGGCCAAGAUUUUGGCCAAGACUUGGAAAGGCCGCCUGCAGGCCACCAAGGGUCGCUUGGGACCGGUCGUGGUCUCCUGCACCUCCAGCGUGGCCGUCUUCAUUACCAGUGACUUGAUGGUCCAAAAGGCCGUGGAGAAGCGCUCCGAAGUGGACGUGACCCGCACCAGCGUCAUGGGCCUCUUCGGCCUGGGCUAUGCGGGCUUUGCUCAGCACUUCCUAUACACACGCCUUUGGCCUUUCAUCCUCCAGGCCGCUCGCUUGUCGGGCCCCCGUGCGGUGGCCUUCCAGGUCUUGGGGGAUCAAGGCUUCUACAUGCCUCUGAUCUACUUGCCGAUCUUCUAUUCCACCAAGGAGAUGGCGUGCACCAACAAGCUGCUUUGGGAGACCGCCCAGGCGGGUGUGCUCCGCUGGCAGGAGAACCUCGCCGCGGAUCUCACGCUUUGCUCCGGCUAUUGGAUUCCCGUCCAGGCCUUGACCUUUGGCCUGGUGCCCAUCGGCUUCCGUGUCUUCUUCAUGUCCUUCGCCAGCCUCAUCUUCCAAGUCGGCCUUCAAACAGCGAUGCUACGCCGGCAGACUUGACCCCGGCAGGGCAACAGACUUGCGCCAGCCCUCCGGGAUGUGCUGGACAGAGCUGAUAACCGCUGCAUGGGGGUGCCAUGAC